Peniophora sp. CBMAI 1063 is the source of this 969-nucleotide messenger RNA. The record is from the annotation of a GenBank genome assembly. Lineage: Eukaryota; Fungi; Basidiomycota; Agaricomycetes; Russulales; Peniophoraceae.
AUGAAGAUCAUAGACAUGAAAGCCAUUCGCCGCCGGAGGUCACCUUACGAGCGCAUGCCCUACUAUCCACGGUCUCGAGCACGAUAUGUGGAUGAGCCUCUGUGGGACGCUAUACGCUUUCCGAUUAUUCCUUAUCGCCCAUGGGUCAAGCUUGUCGAUGCGGAGGGGAAUAAGGUCUCCCAACCGACACAGGACAGACCCCCUGUCUCUGAUGGCAUACCUCGCGCCGUGUCCCCCGUUAUCGCGCAGGAUGUUGAGACCCUGCAGAACGAACAAACAAACCCGCUGCAGAACGAAGGGCAGGUGCAUGCCACGAGCGAUGGCGUGCAUGCCACAGCCGGGUGCGCAUAUCCUCAAGAGAACGUGCUUCCGGCUACGCAGAGCUCCAGUGUCGCUACCAUACAGGGUCUUACGCAAACUAGGCAUCCGCAUACAUCUGCUCCCCCUCGCCUGACCCGGCUGGCCAAUGUUCAGCCGCACGAACAUGCGCCCUCUGACUCCUCGCUCCCGACUGGGACGCCAUCAAUGCUCACACACCCUCCUGACGAACCCAGCGCAGGCGUGGACGUCAUCCCGGCGAGUCCUCCGCCCGCUGUGACCGAUCUUGCCGCUUCGCCUGUUGGAGUCUCUUCUACCUUCGCUUCAGACAGACAUAAACUACGAAAAUAUGGCGUUGAGAUGCGCACUUUUCGUUCAAAGGGUGCCCCGAUCAACACCCCCCCUCAUGUCGAUGCUGCAGCCGAGUACGACACGUAUCUACAUCAGAGCGAUGGCUGCGAUCGGGUAUGGUAUGCCACUGCCGAUGGAGAUUGGGUACCCGCGCCUAUCGGGAAGGAACACCCCAAGUAUCCAGAUCAUGAACUCUACCUCUCAAAUGACAACUGGGCGCGAUGGCUUUUGAAGAAGACGGUUUCUACGUACAAGGGCAGGAAGGUGGGCGAACCGCAGAGCAAGCCUCGCGCUGGCUGA